Megalops cyprinoides (Indo-Pacific tarpon) is the source of this 5297-nucleotide messenger RNA. It is a transcript of the gene grid2ipb, whose product is annotated as glutamate receptor, ionotropic, delta 2 (Grid2) interacting protein, b. The record is from RefSeq and is a predicted model, not a curated record. The coding region runs from base 216 to 4490 and encodes 1424 amino acids. NCBI's taxonomy places the organism in Eukaryota, Metazoa, Chordata, Actinopteri, Elopiformes, Megalopidae. The transcript is spliced from 23 exons. Gene Ontology annotation, molecular function: protein binding.
CUCUCCUUCAUUUUUUAUUUUCCCAUUUUGUCGGUGAGAUGUUCGUUAAGGCUGAAUUUUGUUGAAGUGACACUUGAAGUGCCAGCUCCCUGUGCCUGAAUGGGGGUUCAACUCGCAUCUGAUUUGGUUGUCGUGACAUAAGAGGGUGGUCGGGCUCCGGGCUGGACAUCACCUCCAAGGCCUUAAUCUGACACCAAACAAAACUUUUGACAAAAAUGAAGAAGUUUCUUCAAAACCGGAAGGGCAGAUCCUCUCUGCGCCAGAGCAAGUCUGGUUCUCGCUAUGCUUCCAAAGAUUUCUUCCUGACAAUGCCAGCCUCCAACCAAGGCUGGCCAGAGGACUUUGGGUUUCAACUAGGAGGAAAUGGGCCCACCUACAUCCUGUCAGUGGAGGAGGGCAGCAGUGCCCAUCUCGCCGGACUGCAGCCUGGGGACCAGGUGCUGGAGAUUGAAGGGCAGAAUGUCUCCACACUCGGCACACAAGCUGUCAUUGCCCUGGCCAAGACGCAGAAAAACAUCCCACCGAGCAUUGGAGUAGUGUCACGCAUACAGCAGAUGGACAUCACUCCAGGCCCCGAUGGUCGUUUUGGUUUCACCAUUGUGGGAGACUGCCCUCUGCUGGUGGAUGACUGCUCGCCCAACUCUCCAGCUGGGCGUGGUGGGCUGCGGGCAGGAGAUUAUGUCAUGGAGGUGAACGGGAUCCCUGUGAAGCAUCAUGAAAUGGCAGCGGCUAUGAUAAAGGCGUCUCAGGGCCGCACGCUGCGUCUGGGCGUGCUCUGCUUGGGCUAUCGGCAGAAGGGUGGGAGUGGCAGUAUCAAAGAGUCCCUGCAGGGCGGCGAUGUUGUACGACAAGACCGUAAACACAAGGCCCUGGAGUUCAACAAGAAGAUUGAGGAGGUGCUGGGGGAUGAUCCUGAUGUGAAGGAGAGGCUGUUUGCGGCGCUGAAGCAGUACGCUGCUGAGAGGAAGGUGGAGCACCUGGCAGCUAUCCUCCCUGAGAUCCUGACUGAGGAGGACCAUCACCAGCUCAUCCCUAGCAUCAGGAUCUUCAUUCCCAAGAAGCACCGGCAGCGCUUCGACGAGGUGGUCUCGCAGAGUCUGAUCACCCGGGUCUGCCGGGGGAAGGGCCUCAGCGACUCGGGUCAGAACCGUCUGCGUCGUAGCCGCAGUGAAGACCACCCGGAGCGACUGCUGGUGUCCACGCGGGCCAGCUCCGUGCCCCGGGCCGGCGGGGAGGACGGCGAGGCCCCGACCCGAAGCCUGAGGAAGACCACCUCAGUGUCCGCUGGGCAAUCUGCCGCUGGAGCCAACCGCAGGACACUUCGUGUGUACAGAGGGAACAAGAGUUUUGGAUUUACUCUGCGUGGCCAUGCUCCUGUCUGGAUUGACUCAGUCAUUGCAGGUAGCCCAGCUGAGAAGUCUGGCCUUAAACCAGGGGACCGCAUUCUAUUUCUCAAUGGGCUGGACAUGAGGAGCUGCUCCCAUGAAAAGGUGGUGUCCAUGCUGCAGGGCAGUGGUGCCAUGCCCACCCUAGUGGUGGAGGAGGGACCUGUCACCUUCUCUUUGACUGAGCCUGAGCUGAGGGACACGCCCCCACGCUCACGCUCCCCGGUGCUCAGCUCGCUGCAGUGGGUGGCCGAGAUCCUGCCCGCUAGCAUCCGGGUCCACGGCCGCACCUUCAGCCAGCAGCUGGAGCACCUCCUCACCAUCCAGGAGCGCUACACCAUCUGCAAGGCCCUCGAGACCUUCUUCCAGCACAGGAACGUGGACACCCUGAUUGUAGACGUGUUCCCCGUGCUGGACACUCCAGCCAAGCAGGUGAUCUGGCAGUUCAUCUACCAGCUGCUGACCUACGAGGAGCAAGAGCACUGCCAGCAGAAACUCUCUCGCUUCCUUGGGUACAAGACCGCAGCAGGGGCGGAGCCUGAGCCUGGCCCGGAGACCCACCGGCGCAGCAGCUCUAUGCGAGUGACAGGGACUACCUACAGGGGCAGCAUGCGUGAGAGGAGCUCUGAUGACUGCAUCAUAGGCACUCACCUGGGCAUGGGGUCUCAUGUUGACUCUGUGGAGUUGGGGGUGAUGCUGACUCCAGGAGAGAGGCAAUCCGGAGAUGGGACGUCCCUCCCAGAGACCCCAAACGUAAAAAAUCUGUCAGCGGUGUAUGGAGAGCUGGAGGGUGUGUACACAGGAAAGAGUGUGAAGUCCCUGCAGAGUUGCUCCUCGCCUGCUCCAGACAGCCUGGCUGAUUCAGAGGCCCAUGCUCACUCCCCCUCUCCCUCCAUGCACACCAAUGCAGGUAACUUCGGCCUCUCUCUGUCUUGGAAAGAUCCCUUGCCCAGCCCCCAAAUUCCAUACUACCCUCAGGCUAUUCCCUCCCCAGGAAGUGCUGAGUCUAACCCUUACGUCAGCCUGGACAGCCCCCCACCGUCCCCCCAACUUUUGGAGUACCCGCCAAGCCCCCUGUCCCGCCGCAAGAAGCUCUUCACCUUCUCGCGGCCCCCUCGUAGCCGAGACACUGACAAGUUCCUGGAUGCUCUGAGUGAGCAGCUGGGCCACCGUGUCACCAUCGUCGAUGACUUCCUGUCCCAAGAAAAUGAUUAUGAAGAGAUGAGCUUCCAGGAUGAGCAGGAGACAGCCUUCCUGCCCCAUGAGCUGAGCAGUGCCAGCAGCGAGUACCACAGCAGCAGUGAAGAUGCCAGCUCCAUGUCCUACUCCUCCAGUUCAGACCACAUCCCCCCACCCCCACAGAGUCCCCCGCCGCCCCCACCCAUCCAAUUCAAUGACCCGCCUCUGCCCCUCAGCCUCACCCCUGAGCAGUCCCCUAGAAUGCACCUUCCCUACCAGAGGCACCCCCUGGCCCCGCCACCACCUCCCCCCCGCGCCACCCUACCACUCCGCCACUCCUCACACAAGGUGCUGCCCACCAGAGAGGAGCUCCAGAGCCACCAGUCCCUCCCGACUCACCCGUCUCCCCAGGCUACUCGCCCAGAAUAUGCUCUCCACCAAAUGAGCCCCAUCCAGCCUCACCCCUCUCCUCAGGCCACACACCCCAACCAGCACUUCCGCCAGCUCCAACAAGCUCAUCAGGUAUACCAAAUCCAGACAGCGCCACCCACUCACGGAUCACAGAAACACUCCUCUCACCACUCUCUGAAGGCCCACCCAUCCCACCCAUCCCACGAGGGGCCCCACUUGCCGGCUGCCCCGUCACACCUUCCUAGCGUGGUCCACCAAGUACCCCCACCGCCCCCUCCUCCUCCACCCCCGCCCCCCUGCAUCCCGCCUCCCUUACCGCGCCCCUCCCACCACUCUGACUCCAACCACAUGAGCGUGAAACGUCUGCGCUGGGAGCAGGUGGAGAACUCGGAGGGUACUAUUUGGGGGCAGCUGGGAGAGGAUUCUGAUUAUGACAAGCUGAGCGACAUGGUGAAGUACUUGGACUUAGAGCUGCAUUUUGGGACACAGAGGAGUACCAUCUCUUUUCCAGAGCCCACCUUUCUGCCCGAGAAUUUUAAAAAGAAAGAUGUGAUCGAGAUUCUCUCACACAAGAAGGCCUACAAUGCCUCCAUCCUCAUUGCGCACCUGAAGCUGUCCCCUGUAGAGCUGAGGGAGGUGCUGAUGACAAUGACCACUGAACGGCUGGAGCCCUCCCACAUCAAGCAGCUGCUGCUGUAUGCUCCCGACGACGAGGAGGUCAAGCAGUUCGAGCGGUACAGCCAGCAUCCUUCCAAGCUCAGUGAGCCAGACCAGUUCGCCCUCCAGAUGCUGUCAGUGCCUGAGUAUAAGACACGUCUCCGGAGCCUAUACUUCAAGAUUACACUGCAGGAGAAGACGGAGGAAAUGAGAGUCGGCUAUGAGUGCAUCUACAAGGCUUCCCUAGAGCUAAAGAACAGUAAAAAAUUGGCAAAGAUCCUAGAGUUUGUGUUGGCGAUGGGGAAUUACCUGAACAAUGGUCAGCCCAAGACCAGUAAACCCAUGGGAUUUAAAAUUAACUUUCUCACAGAGCUUAGCACUACAAAAACAGUGGACGGGAAGUCAACAUUCCUACACAUUCUUGCCAAAUCAUUAGGCCAACAUUUUCCGGACCUUCUGGAUUUUGCCAGGGACCUUAAAACCGUACUGCUUGCUGCCAAAGUGAAUCAAAGAACCAUCACAUCUGACCUUAAUGACCUUCACUCAACCAUUCAGGAUAUCAGAACUGCCUGCCAGAACAUGCCUGCCAUUGCUGAAGAUCGCUUUGCAGUUGUAAUGAGUAGCUUCCUAGAGAACACUCACCCUGCAGUGCAGUCGCUGGAGUCCCUACAGCAGCGGGCCAUGGAUGAGUUCACCAAGGUCGCGUCCUUCUUCGGAGAAGACAGCAAGGCCACCACCACAGAAGCCUUCUUUGGCAUCUUUGCUGAAUUCAUCUCCAAGUUUGAGAGGGCGUUGAAUGAGACCCAGGCAAUAGAGAACUCCCGGAGCCCAAGAAUGGCCUCUCCUCUCGCCUGGUGAGGACAGGCAACUCUCCCUUUCUUUACAUCCUCCACCGUGCCAAGAGGACACACAGGGGCUGUGCCAGCUAGGAAACGGCUCACGCUGAAGCACAGAAAUUAACAUCAACAGAGAAAAGUAAAAGAAUAAUAUAGUAAUAAUAGGAAUACACCUACUGCAAAUAUAAAAUGAUGUUCAGAUGUAUAAUUUUUAUAUUUAAGGUGCAAGGUAAGUCAGGUAGAUGGAAAUGUAAAUAAUCAACUGUUAUACUUUUAAUAUUGACAAACAGACAACCCUUUAAGUGUCUGACAAUGCAACCAGUCUCUGAUAUAAAAGAAAAAAAGAAAGAAAAGGUGCACAGUAUACUGUGUACCGAUUGGUCAUUACGUCUUGUUUUAAUAAAAAAGAAUAACCAUAAAUUAUUCCAAUGUGGACCUCACUCUUCUUUAGUUUCUAGAGAUGAAAAUCAGCAAAAUGUAUACCCCAGUUAAUACGUUAGUCAAUAAUAACGCAAUGUAAUUGGAAAUAUAGAGGAGCUGUAAUACCUAAGGUGCAUACACACAGACACACAAAAAAGUAUCUGGUAUACACUACAUAGAGUGCUUCUUCCCAUUUUAUUUUGACCUAACCAAUUGAAGUUAAUUCGGUCAGUAGUUAAAAACAAGCAUUAUGCAAUAGGUUAAACUGUUUAAAUCAUCAUAAAAGCACUUCACAAGAUAAACAAGACUUAUCAUUUGUUUUGGGAGGGGGGAGGAAAUAAAUAAUUUAAACUCCAGAUUUGCAGUCAAUGUAUUAUCCCUCUCAGCUAAUUGCAAAGAUGAUCACAUC